Molecule: messenger RNA, 1674 nt
Organism: Elgaria multicarinata webbii
Lineage: Eukaryota; Metazoa; Chordata; Lepidosauria; Squamata; Anguidae
Gene: MFSD2B
Product: MFSD2 lysolipid transporter B, sphingolipid
Exons: 14
Coding region: 1-1620 (539 amino acids)
Biological process (GO): carbohydrate transport
Cellular component (GO): plasma membrane
Molecular function (GO): symporter activity; sphingolipid intramembrane carrier activity
Source: RefSeq, a predicted model, not a curated record
AUGACAGAGGCUGUGGAGGUGAGCGAGGGACUAACUGGGAAUGGUGGUGCUAAGUUACGCCACCGACUUGCCUGCCUUUGGGACCCAGUCCUCCACGGAGAGACACAGGAUAGUCUCCUGUUCCACUGCUGCUCCCAGUUGGCAGCAGGGAAAAGUUCUCUCUUUGGAUUUUGUUCACCUUUUCAGCUCAAAGAUGAAGAAAAGCUCUCAGUGUGCAGCAAAUUGUGUUACGGUAUUGGGGGUGCUCCAAACCACAUUGCUGGCAGUGCCACCUCCUUCUAUCUGCAAAUCUUUCUCUUGGAUAUAGCUCAUAUUACUCCAUUUCAUGCCUCUUUGGUGCAAUUCAUUGGCAAAGCCAUGGGAGCAGUUGCAGAUCCUGUUGCAGGCUUUUUUAUUGGUCAAAGCAAAUGGACCAGAAUUGGCCGACUCAAGCCUUGGUUGGUGGGUUGUACGCCUUUCAUCACUGUAACCUAUAUGAUGAUGUGGUACUUACCGCCCUUCAUAUCUGAAAGAGUUAUAUGGUAUCUCACUUUCUAUAGCCUUUUCCAAGCACUGUAUACAUUAUACCAGGUACCAUAUUCUGCUCUUACAAUGUUUCUCAGCGCAGACCAAAAGCAACGAGAUUCAGCAACAGCAUACCGGAUGGGAUGUGAAGUUCUUGGAACGUUGAUUGGAGCUACGGUCCAUGGGAAAAUAGUGGCCAGCGCUCACAGGUCGGAACACUGUAAAGAGGAUCAUAGUAUAGAAUCUGCGAUCUCUGUGGUGGGCGAACAAAACGUUUCCAGCAUUGACCUAUUUCAUGGAAAAGAAGUCUACAUGAUUUCAGCAGGAGUAAUAGGAACAACAUACCUUAUUGGCAUUGUUGCUCUUUUCUUUGGAGUAAAAGAAAAAAAUGAUCUGUACACCAUACAGUCGGACAAAAAAGUUCCUUUCUUUAAGGGACACGAGCUCACUAUGAAGGAUAGACCAUAUUUGAUACUUACAGCAGCAUUUCUCUUGAUCUCAACAGCAGUUCAGAUUGAACAAGGCAACUUUGUCCUCUUUUGUACCCAGGCAGCCGGCCUUCGCAACCACUUUCAGAAUUUAGUGCUGAUGAUCUUGGUCUCAGCAGUACUGAGCAUUCCAUUGUGGCAAUGGUUUCUGAAACAUUUUGGCAAAAAGAGUGCAGCGUGUGGGAUUUCCUGGAUGAUUCCUUUUGUAAUCUUGAUGGUGACCAUGCCAAACCUUAUCCUUGCCUACAUGGUAGCUAUUGUAUGUGGCCUGAGCAUUGCAGCAUCUAUGCUGUUGCCUUGGUCCAUGUUGCCUGAUGUAGUUGACCACUUUGGAGUGCAGCAUCCUCAUUCCAGAGGGCAUGAAACUAUUUUCUAUUCUUCAUACAUCUUUUUUACUAAGAUAUCAGCUGGCAUAGGACUGGGAAUUUCUUCCUUCAGUCUGGGACUUGCAGGUUUCGAAUCAGGGGUGUGCACACAACCCAAGAGUGUGACUACAGUGCUGAAAGUCUUGAUCGGUGCAGUCCCGCCCAUUCUCAUACUGAUAGGCUUAUCUGUACUCGUGUUCUAUCCGAUCACUGAGAAGAGCCGAAAGGAAACUAAAUAUGCCCUUGAAAAUAUGAGAAUGUAAGUCUGAGGGCAGGGACUGUCUUCUUUACUGAUUGGUUGUAAGCCACUCUGGGAG